ACUAAAAACAAAAUAUAAGGCUAGGCUGCGGAAAUUACAGAAAUAAAAAUUUACAUUUUUUCAUACAAAAUGCCUCCAUCCGUUGAUAAUGUUAACAAUAAUAUCAAUAAAAAAUGUGGAGAAAUAAUUAUCACUAUGAAAAAGAACGCCAAGAAUGUGUAUUCAUUUAAUUGCUGGUUUUGUGACACUAUUUACAUUCAAAUGAAAAAGUUCACUUUGCACUUGGAACAAGAACACGAAACUCAACUGAUCCAAGCAGAAUAUAAAGAGGAUACGCGAAAAGAUGAAACAAAUCCUUCAGUUGAUGACAGUCUUUUUUUGCCCGAGAUUAAGGUGGAGGAUUGUAUGGUUGAUACCAUUAAGAUGGAGCAAGAAGAUGAGGAGCAACAUCAAGGAUCUGGUGCAAGAAAUGCCAAAAAGAAAGGCCAUAGUCCUCCAUUUCAAGAUCCCUUGGAAACCUCAGAUGAUAUUGUUGAAGAAAUAGCGUUGCCAUCAACGGAAAAUACACAAAUGAAACAUUUUGCUGAUACUUCGGAUGCAAAAGAUGAACCCCAAAUAUCCCAUGAAAGUGAUAAACCUAAAGAAGAUAUUGAUAUGCAAACAGAUUCCGAGGAUAAUGAUAAUGUUAACGAAUGCUCCGAUUUAAGCGCCGACGAAAAUUCUUCUGCCUGUGAUUCGGAAUACAAGCCAAACGAUAGUGGUGACGAGGAACGCUGUACGAAAAGAGUUAAGACCAAAAACUCAAAAUCUCAAGAUUCAAAAGAGCUACUCACUGCUCUAAUAGAUGCCUUUAAGAGUAAGCCCCGUCUAUGGGAUGCCACAAAUCCAGAAAAAUGUAGUGGCCAAAAACAGAGAGAUGACUUAUUUCAAAAUAUUGCCGACAAUUUAAAUGUGCUACUCAAACAAGAUUUGACAUUGGAAAUGGUAAAAAAGAAAAUUAUGCUUUUAUGCAAAGAGUAUGAGAGAGCUAUGGAGAAGCAAAUCAGUAAUGAGGAAAAAGGCAAAAAUGAAAAACCCGAUCUGUGGUAUUAUGAAAAUAUGGAAUUUCUAAAGCCAUCUAUUGAAAGUAAGAUUAAAAUUAAAAGGAGAAGGUAUCAUCAAAAAGUGAAACCUCUAAGUGAUAAACUAAUCAACGAUCUGAUAGAUAUUUACAAAAAUUACAAUAGUUUGUGGGAUGCCAAUCACUUGGCAUUUACCGUAAAGGAUAAACGCCAUGAAACUUUGCAAACUAUGGCAGAUGAAAUCAAAACAAAAAUGAAUCUCACUGUAGAUAUAUUCGUACUGGAGAAACACCUAAACCACAUACAUAAAUCAUUUGCAAAAGACAAACAAAAAAAGUUGGAAUGCGAAAAAACUAAACAAGAAUUCCAGGCUUCCUGCUCGUAUUACGGCAAAUGUGAUUUUCUGGAAUUACAUCAGGGUCCCUUCUCAUGCUCCACAUGCAGUGAUAUAAUCGAUACCUAUAAUGAUUUCCAAAUACAUCGUUCCUCUCACGAUGGUUCCCCUCCCUUCAAGUGCAAAGAAUGUGGCAUGGGUUUCAAGAAGAUUGGCAACUAUACCAUACAUGCCAAGCGGCAUUUGGGUGUCUUUAAGUUUUUUUGCAAGGUAUGCGGCAAAGGUUAUCCCUUCAAUGCUGAACUCGAUUUACACAUGCGUUCCCACACAGGGGCACAGCCAUAUUUGUGUUCGGUUUGUGGUGAGGGCUUCCGUACUGCCAUAAGCUAUGACAAUCACAUUCGUAGGCAUGAGGAACGUUUCAAAUAUUUUUGCCAUAUUUGCAAGAAAGGUUUCAAUCAUCUAACUCGCAUGAAUGAUCAUGUGAAGGCACAUUUGAAUGUUCGUGAUAUCAUCUGCACUGUGUGUGGCAAGGGAUUCACAAGUCGAAAGUAUUUAAAUCAUCACAAGCGCAUACAUGAAGGUAAGAAUUAUGUGUGCAAUAUCUGUGGUAAGGGAUUUGCCCAGGAUGCUGGACUGAGGGCGCACAAGAAAUACCAUGGCACACCAAUUGGUAUUAGCAGCAUACAAAAGGAACAAAAUAAAUAUAAAUUAUAAUAACAAUAACAUGCAGUAUUUUUGUCUAGAAAAUAAAAAAAAAAACUUUAAUAAAAUUAUUCAAAAUUUCCAAAA
This is a messenger RNA of Stomoxys calcitrans (stable fly), 2127 nucleotides long. Its product is annotated as gastrula zinc finger protein XlCGF48.2. Gene Ontology annotation, biological process: regulation of transcription by RNA polymerase II. Bases 70 to 2052 code for a protein of 660 amino acids. Gene Ontology annotation, molecular function: DNA-binding transcription factor activity, RNA polymerase II-specific; RNA polymerase II cis-regulatory region sequence-specific DNA binding. The record is from RefSeq and is a predicted model, not a curated record. Lineage: Eukaryota; Metazoa; Arthropoda; Insecta; Diptera; Muscidae. The transcript has 5 exons.